Messenger RNA from Spinacia oleracea (spinach), 1913 nucleotides. RefSeq names its product aladin. Gene Ontology annotation, cellular component: nuclear pore. Bases 226 to 1545 code for a protein of 439 amino acids. NCBI's taxonomy places the organism in Eukaryota, Viridiplantae, Streptophyta, Magnoliopsida, Caryophyllales, Amaranthaceae. The transcript has 15 exons. Gene Ontology annotation, molecular function: protein binding. The record is from RefSeq and is a predicted model, not a curated record. Gene Ontology annotation, biological process: nucleocytoplasmic transport.
AGCCGAAAAUCCUUCCUGGCCUAAUCUAUCGACUUCUUGAAAAUUGGAUCAAACUUGUAAAAAAUUUCUUUGGAACUCCAAAAAAAAGUUUUAAUAAAAAAUCAAUAGAGUCCUGGCGGGAAAGGGUAGAACUUGUUUCUAAAACCCUACUUGGCCACUACUCCUCCGUGCAGUGAGUGAUCUUCACUUCAGUUCCAGCAGAACAAUCGCCGGAAAACGCCCACGAUGCCGUCGUUUCCGCAACCAGGCACCGUUACCAUCUGUGAAAUCAACCGAGACCUCAUUACUGCUGAUACUUUAUCCGACGAUCGAGCUAAUGAAUGCUACGGAAAAGCUCUUGGUGUUGUAUUCAGUCCUGUGGAAUUUCAACCGGAAAGUCUAAUAUCGCCGACUCGCGAUAAUGCGGGUGGUCAACUAGGAGUCGUCCAGGAGAAGGGUUUAUCAGCUUUAAUUGGUGCUGUAAAACGGAUUUUUCACCCCAAUGAUAUGCAUUUGCUGCCUGAAGUGAAUUUACAAGGAGUAUCGUGGCACCAACACAAGCAUAUAUUGGCAUUUAUAUCCGGACCGAAUCAGGUCACAAUUCGUGAUUUUGAUGAUACUGAGGGAAAGGAUCCAAGCAUUUUGCAUGGCGAUUUUCAGAGAGAAGUCAAACUUGUUGAGUGGAGGCCAAACGGUGGGAGAACGCUUUCUGUAGCAUGCAAGGGUGGAAUUUGCAUAUGGGCUGCUUCAUAUCCUGGCAAUCCAGCAUCUGUAAGAUCUGGGGCUUCCCCUUUUGUGGGCUCCAUUUCGAAGGGCUCUGGCAUGAGAUGGACGUUGGUGGAUUUUCUCAAGAGUAACAGUGAUGAGCACAUAAGUGCACUGUCUUGGAGUCCUGAUGGAAGAUACUUAGCAACAGGAUCUUAUGAGAGCUCAGCCUUUACGAUUUGGGAUGUUUCUCAAGGUGAUGGGACUCCUAUUCGACGAGGAUUGGGAGGCAUAUCAGUCUUGAGAUGGUCGCCUACUGGAGAUUACUUUUUUGCAGCUAAGUUUGAUGGAACAUUUUAUUUGUGGGAGACUGGGACUUGGACAUCACAACCAUGGUCGUCAAGUAGUGGUUUUGUUACGGGGGCGACAUGGGAUCCUGAAGGGCGUAUGAUAUUGCUUGCCUUCUCAAAAUCUUCUACUUUGGGAUCCAUUCACUUUGCAUCAAAGCCUCCAUCUCUUGUUGCACACUUACUCCCUGUUGAUCUGCCAGAGAUAGCAACUCUAACGGGCAGUCAACAAAUUGAGAAAAUAGCUUGGGAUGCAUCAGGAGAACGCUUAGCCGUAUCUUUCAAAGAGGGAGAUGAAUCUUACCGUGGUCUUAUUGCCAUAUAUGACGUUAGGAGGACGCCUCUGAUUGCGGCAUCUCUAGUUGGAUUUAUCAGAGGGCCUGGGGACAAUCCAAAGCCAAUUGCAUUUUCUUUCCACGACAAGUUCAAACAGGGACCUUUGCUAUCUGUGUGUUGGAGUAGCGGUUUCUGCUGCACCUAUCCCCUUUUAUUCCGCUCUCAUAUUCUUCCUUAGUUGAAAGGUAUUGUCAAGGUGGAAUUUCAAAUUCCAUUGUUUACUCUUGAAAUCUUGUGCCCUGUUGCAGUCGUUGGUAUAUUAUGAAGUAAAUGUCACCUCUACUCUUUUGGCCAUGGGGGUUAUCGUACAAAGUCGUUGGUGUGAUUUAUGAUCCGUAACGGCACCUUCGAUGUUUCUCUGUUCUAAGACGAUGGUAGACACGUUUUGUAAAGACAAAAGAAGUCCGAUGCUUUUUUGAUAAUGAUUUAACUGUAUAUUUGAACUCUUGCACCUGCACAUUUGUUUGAUGUUUUAGUAAUUCUUGUAUUUCUGAUGUUUUGCACUUCAAAUGUUGCUUAAAAGUCACGGUUGAAUUGGAAUUUCAA